GGCGGACAAGGUAUUUAGUUAACGGUUAACCUAGGAAAGUCCAAGGGUCUAGACUUAAGCGGGUCUGGACUAGACUCGUAACAGAACAAAAGGGACGAAGCGAAGCUGUCAUCACCUUCGACUCAACCUACUUCUACACUAUGGAUGGAAACAUCCGAUAAUACUGUCUUUGUCCUUGGUAUACAGUGGGAAAGCUUUGGUAAACGAUAAAAGGGAAACAAGGACCACUGGGUAAUACAAUGGAGUCGCCGCCGGAUAGCCCCGUCGCGCAAAGCGCUCAGAUGUCGCCCGACAGGGAUUAUUACCCCGGCCAGACUAAAUCUCUCGAAGGCAUCGCAGUCCGAUCGUUCUGCCUUGGUUUAGCACUUGCUUCGUCUGUAAUCACGAUGGUUCUGACCCUUGUUUACACAUCUUCUCCGUUGUGGCGCCUGCCUUUCUUCAUCGGCGCCUUGUCGACGUUCCACUUCCUCGAGUUCUGGACAACCGCCAAAUACAACACCCCCGUUGUGAGCAUUGGCUCUUUUCUGUUGACGGCGAAUUGGCCGGCUUACGCGAUUGCACAUACGGCGGCGAUGCUUGAAUGUUUCUUGACAAAUCUACUAUUUCCGAAUCGGUCUUGGGCCUUGUUCUAUAGCGGUCAUAUCAUCUUGCUGGUGGGCUGUAUCUUGGUGCUUGUUGGGCAGUUCGUUCGUAGUGCUGCGAUGAUCCAGGCCGGCCAAUCGUUCAACCAUACUGUCCAGCACCGCAAGAAAGACACCCACGCUCUAGUUACUACGGGGCUUUAUUCGUUCAUGCGCCACCCGGCGUAUUUUGGGUUCUUCUACUGGGGCAUAGGCACGCAGAUGGUGCUGGGGAACCCAUUCUGCUUUUUCGCCUACACGGUUGUGCUAUGGCAGUUCUUCUCGAAGAGAGUAAUACACGAAGAGGCGUUGCUGACUCGGUUCUUCGGUGAUGAAUAUCUAAUUUACAAAAGGAAAGUUGGGACACUGAUGCCGUUUGUUGGAAACUGAGUCGGUUAUAUGCCCACUACUACUAUGUACAUAGUGGUCUAGAUGUAGUUUAUCAUGUGGGUAAUGGCGUUAAGGCUGGUGGUUACGAUAUAAUAUGAACAGAGUCACAGUACCCCUUGCACAGGACAUCCAAAAGCCGGAAAUCGUUGUUAUGGUCUAAGGGUGGAUGAAUUAAUAGUAUGGACAUAAUUGGGAAUUGGUAAAAACUGUAUUGAUAUCACUAUGGAUAGUCUAUAAUAAUAGGCAUCAUGAUGUAUCACUGG
Molecule: messenger RNA, 1273 nt
Organism: Hypoxylon fragiforme
Lineage: Eukaryota; Fungi; Ascomycota; Sordariomycetes; Xylariales; Hypoxylaceae
Product: ICMT-domain-containing protein
Exons: 2
Coding region: 240-1010 (256 amino acids)
Biological process (GO): C-terminal protein methylation
Cellular component (GO): membrane; endoplasmic reticulum
Molecular function (GO): protein C-terminal S-isoprenylcysteine carboxyl O-methyltransferase activity
Source: RefSeq, a predicted model, not a curated record